Messenger RNA from Cladophialophora psammophila CBS 110553, 918 nucleotides. RefSeq lists its product as uncharacterized. NCBI's taxonomy places the organism in Eukaryota, Fungi, Ascomycota, Eurotiomycetes, Chaetothyriales, Herpotrichiellaceae. The transcript is spliced from 2 exons. Bases 1 to 918 code for a protein of 305 amino acids. The record is from RefSeq and is a predicted model, not a curated record.
AUGACGACACGAAAGAUCCUCGUUACCGGUGCCACGGGCAAGCAAGGCGGCGCUGUCGUCAAAGCGCUGCUUGCGAACCCUCCUCCUUUUGACUACGAAAUCCUCGCUGUCACCCGCAAGACCACCUCCAAUGCAGCCAAAGCUCUAGCCUCUGCGCCUCAAGUCACCCUCGUCGAGGGUGACCUCAAUGAUUGCACAAGCAUCUUCGCAAAAGCCGGAGGCGUCGGCGCGGUAUGGGGCGUCUUCUGCGUCACAUUACCCAAUCUCAAGAGCAAGGUAGAGGAACAGGAGGCACAGCAGGGGAUUGAUAUGGUGGACGCCGCCAUUGCGAGCAAAGUCAAGCACUUUGUCUAUACCUCUGUGGAUCGCGGUGGCGCGGACAAAUCUGAAGUGGAUGCCACCUACGUGGCGCACUUCGUAUCCAAGUACAAAGUGGAGAAGCAUCUAAAAGAAAAGGUCCGCGGAACGGACAUGACCUAUACCAUCUUGCGCCCGACGGCAUUCAUGGACAAUCUCAACCCAAGCCUUCCCGGUCGCAUCUUCGCUGCCACCUGGCAUACUUUAGGAGACAAGCGGCUUCAGUUGGUCGCAGUAAGGGACAUCGGUGUCUUGGCCGCCAAAGCAUUCGGCGCCGCGGAUACAGAAGAUUACAAAAACACGGCAAUCAGUCUGGCUGGGUGCGACCUGACCCAAGCCGAAGCCGAGGAGAUAUUUUGGAAGGUAUUGGGUCGACCCAUGCCGCGCUCAUACGACUUUGUGAGCGAUUUUCUCCUGUAUAUGGUGCCGGAAGCGGGCACGAUGGUUCGAUGGUUCAAGGAACAAGGAUACGGUGCCGAUCUGGAACAAUGUCGACGACUGAACGAGAAGAUGCUGGACUUUGAGGCAUACCUGCGCGAGGAGAGCGGCUUCAAGCGGUAA